Pseudoliparis swirei is the source of this 1036-nucleotide messenger RNA. It is a transcript of the gene ghrl, whose product is annotated as ghrelin/obestatin prepropeptide. The record is from RefSeq and is a predicted model, not a curated record. The transcript is spliced from 4 exons. Bases 76 to 435 code for a protein of 119 amino acids. Lineage: Eukaryota; Metazoa; Chordata; Actinopteri; Perciformes; Liparidae.
CUUAAAAUCAGAUUUUCAACUCUUUACACUGUAGAUUAUUUCAUCAUACUUUGUGCAGGAGGCCCAACAGAGAUCAUGUUUGUGAAGAGAAACACGUGUCUGCUUGUCGUUCUGCUGUGCUCUCUGGCCUUGUGGUGCAAGUCGACCAGCGCAGGCUCCAGCUUUCUCAGCCCAUCACAAAAACCUCAGAACAAGGGGAAGUCUCCGAGAGUUGGCCGCCAGGUCAUGGAGGAGCCGAGUGAGCCCGCUGAGGACAACCCCAUCACAAUCAGCGCCCCGUUUGACGUGGGCUUCACCGUGAGAGAGCAGGACUUUGAGCGGUGCGGCGCGGUGCUGCAGGACAUCAUUCAGUCUGCUGGGAAGCACAGAGGCGACAGCAGAGAAACCAGAGCCACUUUGAAGAUCAUGGACAAGAAUUUAAGAUUUGCUGUCUGAAUGCCUUCCAAUUUUCCAAUUAUUCUAUAGUAAUCAUUAAGAAAUCAGCCUGUGAACGUGUUGGUCUCCUCUUUCAAAACUUGAUAUAUUCUUUCGCUCAUGGCUCAUAAAACACAGCUACUCAGACUUGGCUAAAUAAGUUGCAGUCUGUGCCCUUAACUAAUAACCGCCAUUACAAACUAAAAAACAAGACUAUCAGGUGAAAACAUGUGAAAAAUGUACCAAAGAUCUUUUGGGAUUUUUUAACCACAUCGCAGUCUUCAUCAGUUAUAGAGUUGGUUUAGCAUCCUUCAUAUUAACUUAUUAUGAAGCUUGGCUGAUGUAAAUAUGGUUAGAUAAAAUAUGGAAGAUGAUAUGUGAUUAUAUUUAUAGAACUCGAGUUGCAAUGAUUUUGUCAAAUGUUCUUAAUGAUAUUGAUCUGCAUCUCCAAUGUGUAAAAUUGUCAUGAAAUUAAUGUCUAUAGUUCUAAUUAAUAAUUAUAAAAACUGUCUCAUAUCCUUCAUAGUGAGCUGAUGUUAUUCAUCAAUAAAAACACCCAAUAUCUAUUAUUCUUAUUCCUCUUCACACACAUUUGCCUGCAAAAAUAAAACAUCAACUCUUC